Molecule: messenger RNA, 339 nt
Organism: Colletotrichum abscissum
Lineage: Eukaryota; Fungi; Ascomycota; Sordariomycetes; Glomerellales; Glomerellaceae
Exons: 2
Coding region: 1-339 (112 amino acids)
Source: RefSeq, a predicted model, not a curated record
AUGAUCGGCGCAGGGAUAUCGCCCUGCAGCAGUCCUUGUCAGAGGUUGUUGACCUGGGCUGGCUUUGGAGUUUGGCGGGCUGGUCUGUCGGCGGCCACAGAGGGCCUGGAGACAGCUGAGUCCUGUCUCGUCCGUCUCCGGGUAUCUUUGCGUAGAGGCCUCGGGCCCGAGGCCGAAGGAAAUGAGGGUAAAAAACUAGAUGAAGCUGGUGUCGGUACCGGUGCCCAUGGUUUCCGGGUGCGCCCUGAAGCUAGACCUUGUCGACCCAAGCUUCCGUGGGCCGAGUUUGCGUCGCAUCCCUCUCCGUCAACUCAUCUUCUUCGCGGAAGCCAAGCUUGA